UGCUAAGUUGCAGCAGUCGUGUCAAAGUUCACUAUAUAGAGAGCUCAGUGAGCUGAUCAGAGAGAAAGCAUUCUGCCAGCCCGGCUCCUACCAAUCGCAAAUCACUUCCUAACCUCCGCCUUUUUAACAUAUUUGAUCACUUUGAUUCUCUACUCCUUUUUCCUAUUAUUUUUCAGUGCACGGAGAAGGUUUGUGAUCUUAGUUUUUAGUUUUUUUGUUUUUUAGUGCAUUCGCUUUUUUUGGAAGAGUUGUCUUCAUAUUCCAGGCUCUCCAAAAACAUUGGCUUCAGCUGCGCGCUUGCUGGCGCUACCUCACAAGAAGAAAAGGAAGAAGACGCAAUUUUUUUUACCCAGUUGGUGAUUUUCUUCUUCAAGACUUGUGCUGGAACUUGAUAGUAGCUGCUACAGUGUGCUCACCAAUUGUUUUAUGCUGCUGCAGGCACGGUCUUACCAACCCUGCUCCAUCAUUCACUGAAUAGUCCAUGCUACCUCGGCUUCUUAUUUUAAUAUUUAGCCUACAUUUCCCAUUGAUGGGUGUACUGGAUGGCUGACUGUAAGCGCCCCUGGACUUGGCCUUUAAGCGCAAGGCAGCGACUCAGCUCGCCAUCGCAUCAGUUUUGAAAACGUGCUUCGCAACGUCUCCAACAGCAAUAAAUCGACAGUUAUCAGGAGAUUCUGAGUGGAUUCAACGUAGGCUAGAUCUGACAUUUUGUGUGUCCGGCUGUUAAUCACAGUUUACCGCGUUUCCUUGAGACAUUAUUCACCGCGACACCAACACGGCAGACAAAAAGUUUCUUUACGUUGACUGAUAGAUAUGGCAAUGGUAGUGUGGAGAGGCUCCCAGGACGAUGUGGCUGACACCCAAGGCACCCUUUCCUCGCAAACCCAAGGAGGACUAUCUCUUCCCACCCCUCAACCAGGCCAGUUGAAUCUGACAGCCUCUCAGGUCGCCCCUCCGACCCCUCAGACUCCGGUCCAAGGACCCCCGAACAACACACAGUCCACGCCGACGAACCAGACGACGCAGCAGUCGGAGAAACAGCCACAGCACAUUGAAUGCGUGGUCUGUGGGGAUAAAUCUAGUGGCAAACACUAUGGCCAGUUUACUUGUGAGGGCUGCAAAAGCUUCUUCAAACGGAGCGUACGACGGAACCUCACUUACACAUGCCGUGCCAACAGGAAUUGUCCAAUCGACCAACAUCACCGCAAUCAGUGUCAGUACUGCCGCCUCAAAAAAUGCCUCAAAGUCGGCAUGAGACGGGAAGUUUCUCUUUUUACUGCAGCCGUGCAAAGGGGACGGGUGCCACCCACACAGCCACACCACGGUCAGUUCGCCUUGACAAAUGGAGACCCACUGCCCCCCUUCCCUACUUAUCCAAUAUCUUUCUGUUGGAGGGAGCCCUACCCCCGCCCGUAGGGAGUCAGUGCUGCCCCCCCCCCAAAAUGGGCAUCGAGAAAUUUGUGAACUACAGCCAGGUUUCUCUAAAGCCCGUGGAGUGGGCCGGGAAUUCCCUUUUUCCAGACCUUCAAUCACCGCCCGGGUGGCUUUUCUGGGGUUUGGGGAGUGAGUUAUUUGUGCUAAACCCCGGGGGGGGCCAGUGCUCCAUCCCCCUGCUGUGGCCCCCUCCUGGCGGCGGCGGGCCUUCACCCUCCCCCCCGUCUCGGCGAGUGGGGCCCUUUUUGGACCACAUUAGGU
Etheostoma spectabile (orangethroat darter) is the source of this 1695-nucleotide messenger RNA. It is a transcript of the gene nr2f2, whose product is annotated as nuclear receptor subfamily 2, group F, member 2. Bases 814 to 1416 code for a protein of 200 amino acids. The record is from RefSeq and is a predicted model, not a curated record. NCBI's taxonomy places the organism in Eukaryota, Metazoa, Chordata, Actinopteri, Perciformes, Percidae. Gene Ontology annotation, molecular function: sequence-specific DNA binding; DNA-binding transcription factor activity; zinc ion binding. The transcript has 2 exons. Gene Ontology annotation, biological process: regulation of DNA-templated transcription.